AUGGAAACUGCACCCAGCAAAGGCAGCCACAGUUAUUCUGUUGGCGACCUCAUCAUGUGCUGCGACCCGUUGGUUUGGGUGCUGGAGAGCGGCGCGUACAAGACGCGUUGUGCGUACUGCUUCCAAAAAAGCCGGAAAUUGAGCAGAUGUUCUGGAUGUCAACUGCAUCGCUACUGUAAUUCUGCCUGUCAGACCGCCGACUGGAAAAUAGAGCAUAAAGAGGAAUGCGGAUUGCUGAAGAAGUUCGGUACUGGAGCAUGUCUGCCAUCCGAGCAUGGACCACUGGGAGAAACAGCGUCGGGCAACUAUGCCGUCCCUACGGAUAUGAUCGCCAAGUUGGCCAAUAAAAUCAAGUUAAAAACAAUGAUGAACAUCCUGGGAAUGGGUCAAAAGUCUGCCAAAGAUCUUCUGCUCAUGUUGCCGGCAAAUCCAUCACAAUCCAGAGUCGAAGAGGAACUGCAACCAACAGUAUCUGCUAUGGAGUCGCGAAAUUCCUUGAUACUCGGCUUAACACCAGCGGAAUUUCUGGCCUACUACGGAAUUCUACGCUACAACCUUCUGCCCAUUUACGAUAUGCUGGCCACACCGAUCGGCUUAGCCGUGUAUCCACAGGCACCGCCGGGACGGAUGACGCCGGUGUGCUGGGACAUCAACGUGGUGCUGCACUACCGCGGACGCCGGCUGGUUAUGCAUGCCGUUCAGGACAUUCCGAAUUACACAGGACUUGGGGAUUUACGAUUCAACGACACCCGGCAGCCAUUUAACGUACCGCGAGCAGAGCGUCGCGCAAGAUUUGAACAGCGUUACGACUAUCCUUGUACUUGUCGCCGAUGCACAGAAGAAUAUGAAGCGGAGAUUAAUUCGUUACGCUGCGUAACAGAGGGAUGCACGGAGCGGAUUCCCAGCGACAGCCGUGCACAGCGAGCCUGCUCGGAAUGCGGCGCUAUCAACAGUGACCGGCUAACGCAGUUCCAUCGGUUCCUGCAGCAGCAGGAGAGCAUCGCGCGCUGUCCACAGGAACUGCACAGCGGCAUGCUUAUGGCGCUGUGCAAGGAAAUGGACGCGGCGGGCAUCCUGCAGCCCGAUGCGCAUAUCCGCCUGGUCUGCGGAGUGGAAGUACCGGAGAAAUACUACGAGGAAAACCGCUUGGAAGAGGGCUGGCAGAUGGUGCAAGAUUUGAUUGUCUGCGCACGUGUUACGGCGCUGCACAAGCGGGUGCUGGAGGGAGUCAAUCAACUGUCGAAACCGGAGAGGGAAAAGCUGGAAACAUUAGCCUGGCAAGUGUGCCAUUUCGCGCUUGAAUAUUGUGAGGAAGGCAUGGAUAUUUUGACGUUGCUCUUUGGGAAGAAGUCAAAAGAGGCCCAACGCUGCUGUGCUGUGCUGGAGGACGUGGUGGUAAAAAUUCUCCCCAUUAAGCUGGCUUUCCGCGGCAGCGAAUAG
This is a messenger RNA of Paramacrobiotus metropolitanus, 1440 nucleotides long. Its product is annotated as N-lysine methyltransferase SMYD2-B-like. Gene Ontology annotation, cellular component: nucleus. The coding region runs from base 1 to 1440 and encodes 479 amino acids. The record is from RefSeq and is a predicted model, not a curated record. Lineage: Eukaryota; Metazoa; Tardigrada; Eutardigrada; Parachela; Macrobiotidae. The transcript is spliced from 7 exons.